UGGGACACGCCUUUCAAUAACCAACUAACGAAGAGUAUAACGCUCUAUCGUGGUGCUAAUCUAAAUGGUGAACAAAUCGCCACCUAUACAGAUUUAUCUACACAUCCUGAUGAAUACUGUUCAUUUCAAGCGUUCACAUCAUGCAGCCGAAAUCGUGAAUUUGCAGAAACGUUUCCAAACACAAGUGUCUUGUUCAUCAUGCACGUAAAAUGGGCUUUCACUGUCAAUCUAAGUCCAAUAUCGCAAUACCCUGAAGAAGCGGAAGAGCUUAUAACUCCAGGUGUGUGUUUCAGUGUAAAGCGUGUUGAAUAUGACAUGAACAAAAAGAAACACUUGAUUUCCUUGGAAUUAUGUCAACGGUUUUAUGGUAAGUAUGAGGAUUGAUUGAAGAAGGA
Messenger RNA from Adineta ricciae, 395 nucleotides. Lineage: Eukaryota; Metazoa; Rotifera; Eurotatoria; Adinetida; Adinetidae. The record is from the annotation of a GenBank genome assembly.